AUGAUGAGACAGCCCAUGUCGUAUCGAGUUGCCGGACUUGAAGGCUCAGAGGAUAACCCAAUUCUUAUUGAUUUCGAAGAUGUCUCCUUGUCUGAAGAGGAGACCGAGAUUUGCACUUCUCAACAAAGCUUUGACGGCUCUCCUGAGAACCCCAUCUGUAUCUUAGAUGAGGUUACUGUCUGUGAGAUCCCAGAAAGUCAAACGGAGGACAAUGCUGCAGUACGAUGUCCACAUAGCUCACUUCUUGACCCUGUUGGCACUCCUAAGGAGAACAUGGAAGAUCCCCAGUCAGAAGGCGAGUGUGGCGUUAGCAUGCAGUGUUCUCUCGUCCAAAUGCAGGGCACAAUCACGACUACAUUUGACACUUCUGAGCUCCCUGUCUAUUAUUUCGACGAGAGUAGACUCUGCGAGAGUCCUGAGAGAGACUGGCAGGGCCCAACUCCCGUAGGGUCUCCACACAUCUCGACUGUGAAUUCUAUUAGCAUUCCUGAGGGAAGUGUGGAGCUUGAGCCACAAAGGCACCACGGCAUUGUCAUGGACAGUGCUCUGGCUCAAACGGAGAGCGCUGCAGGGGCCGCAUCUGGCUCUUCUGAGCUCCUCAUUCAAGAGCCAGAAGUUCCUGCUCUAGUUGAUGUGGAGGUGCAAACAGAAACCCCUCUGCGGGAAGAGAGAAGAUACAUGCAUGCAAGCACACAAACUACUCCUCACGGCAUGGCGGCGCAGAGUGAAAAUGGCACACUGAAAGGAUCGAAAGCUGACAAUAACCCCCGAAAGAGGAAGCAUGAGAGCGCUAGUCCGGAAUCUGUUCCGCGCUACCUCCCCGAGAUCACAAAGCACUCAAUCGCCAUCUAUGAUGACCUUACCCCCGUGGAGCGCAGUGUUCUGGCACAUAUGCGCACUGGGAAGAUUGGGUUGAAUCACUAUCUCUUAACUAUCAACCGGGCCGGCGACCCUCUCUGCCUGUUUUGA
This is a messenger RNA of Aspergillus thermomutatus, 969 nucleotides long. RefSeq lists its product as uncharacterized. The record is from RefSeq and is a predicted model, not a curated record. Lineage: Eukaryota; Fungi; Ascomycota; Eurotiomycetes; Eurotiales; Aspergillaceae. The transcript is spliced from 5 exons. The coding region runs from base 1 to 969 and encodes 322 amino acids.